AUGACGAAACCGUCCCCGGAGCACCUGGACAUGGGCGAGCACCUCACCGUCGACGCCGCCAUCCUCCGCCUGCGGCGCAUGGGCGAGGCCGAGGCGGCCUACGCCCCCGGUGGCCCGUCGCCGGCGGCGUCGUGUAGCGGGUGCGGCGGCCCGUCGACGCGGGCGAAGAUCACGCACUGGUUCUGCCAGAUGGGCGAGAGCUUCGACCUCGCGGGCCACACGGUGGGCCUCGCGGCCAACUUCCUCGACCGGUGCACCGCGCGGCGGGACUGCGGCGCCGCGCAGUACCAGCUGAUCGCGGUGACCGCGCUCCUCCUCGCCGCCAAGGUCGAGGAGCGCAAGCCCAUCACGCUCAACGACCUCGUGGUGCUUUCCAGCGGCCUCUUCGAGCGCGACGACAUCCGCCUCAUGGAAUUGGAGCUGCUCCGCGCGCUCGAGUGGCGCCUGAACGCGCCGACGGUGCACGCGUUCGUCGACCUGCUCCUGCGCCUCGUCGACGACGGCCGCGAGGCCCCGGGCCGCCUCGCGGACCGCGUGCGGGCCGAGGCCAAGGCCUUCGUGGACCUGUCCGUCGUCCACGACGAGCUCCGCGGCUUCGCCGCGGCGACGUUGGCCGUCGCGUCCGUCAUGUGCGGCUUCCGCCAGGCGGGCUGCCCCGUCGAGGACGUCGAGCUCUGGACGACGCGCGUCAAGGCCUGCGGCUUCGCCUACGGCGCCGCGGACCUGCUCGAGUGCGGCGUGUGCCUCCUGGGCCUCGGCGGCCGCGCCGCGGCCGCGGCGGCGCGGUCCGCGACCGCGGCGCCGGCGCCGGCGCCGGCGCGCCGCGACGACGACCUCGACCUCGCCGACGCGAACAUCUCCGACGGCGAGGCGUCCUUCACGGACGACGAUGACGACGACGACCGCGACGACGACGACUCCGCGGACGAGGAGAUCCGCAUGUGCAUCCGCGACGACGACGGCGCCGCGCCCAUGGACGAGGACGACGACAAGCACGGCUGCGCCUCCUCGCCGCACACGGUCGCCACGGACUUCUUCACGGGCGACGCCUUCCACAAGCAGGCCUUCGCGUCGGCGACGCAGCACCAGCUGCUGGCCUUCCUCCAGGUCGCGGCGUUCACGAACCGCACGGCGGUGCUGCCCUUCGCCCGCUUCGGCGAGCCGGCCUUCGUCGGCCUGCCCGAGGCGGGGUUCCACGACCUCGAGCGCUACUUCGACGUCGCGGACCUGGCGAAACGCUGGCCCUGCCUGCGGGUCCUAAAUUACCGCGAGUUCCGCGCGGAGCACGGAAAACCGCCCGUCGCGCUGCAGCUGGGGACGCCGCGGACCGCGGUCGGCGACGUCGUGCCGUCGGGCUGCGGCAAGCGGUCGCGGCCGCUCGUGGCCCUCAAGGCGACCUUCGCCUGCGCGUCGCUGACGCUGCUCGCGUCCGCGCGGCGCGCGCUCGGCGGCGACCGGUGGCGAACCGACGCCGUCGUCGUCACCAACUGGUCGCAGAAGGUCGUGGGCCUCGGCGACGCGUCGUCGCCCCUCUUCGGCGACGCCUUCGCGGCCCGCGGCGGCUGCCACGACGCGGCCGCCGCGCGCGACGCGCGCGCGUGGCCGCGGCUCGCGGAUCGCUGGGAGCAGGGCAGCAAAAGGGUGCGAAAUUCCCAACUUCAAAGGCUUCGAUCUCGGCCGCUUUCCACUCGCUGGGAGCGCGCCGCGGACGCGUUCCUCCGGUCCGGCGCGCUGCCGGCGGCCUACGCCUGCGCCCACGUUCGCGCGGAGAAGCUCGCGAGCGCGGCGACGGGGCGGGAGAAGCGGUCCCAGUGGGCCGCGACGGGCGACGAGGCCGAGCCCUUCGCGUCGCCCUACAUGGAGGCGUGCGUCGCGGGCGCCGCGGCGCUCGCGUCACGGGGCGGCGGCGGGCUGCUGCUCCUCACGGACACGUCGGCGGCCCACGGCACGCCGUCGAACCAGGGGUCCGAGCACUUCCGCGAGUGGCGGUCCCGGGGCGAGCGGCUCCUCCGGGCCGCGCUGCCGCGGUCCGCGGGCUACUGCGGCGCACCGGGCGCGGUGCCCGGGCCCGACUGCGCCGCCGUCGAGGCGGCCCUCUGCCGGCGGGCGACCCACGUCUGGCGCUUCGGGUCGGGCACCUUCUCCGCGUUCCUCGUCGGCGACGCGGCGGACGCGCCGCCGUCGACGCGGUUCCUCUCGUGCCCGGACAUCGCGGCCGCCGCGGGUCAGCUGGAAUAA
Aureococcus anophagefferens is the source of this 2238-nucleotide messenger RNA. RefSeq lists its product as hypothetical. Gene Ontology annotation, cellular component: cyclin-dependent protein kinase holoenzyme complex; nucleus; cytoplasm. The record is from RefSeq and is a predicted model, not a curated record. Gene Ontology annotation, biological process: regulation of cyclin-dependent protein serine/threonine kinase activity; mitotic cell cycle phase transition. Gene Ontology annotation, molecular function: cyclin-dependent protein serine/threonine kinase regulator activity. The transcript has 3 exons. Bases 1 to 2238 code for a protein of 745 amino acids. Lineage: Eukaryota; Pelagophyceae; Pelagomonadales; Pelagomonadaceae.